This is a messenger RNA of Penicillium coprophilum, 2223 nucleotides long. RefSeq lists its product as uncharacterized. Bases 1 to 2223 code for a protein of 740 amino acids. The record is from RefSeq and is a predicted model, not a curated record. Lineage: Eukaryota; Fungi; Ascomycota; Eurotiomycetes; Eurotiales; Aspergillaceae. The transcript has 2 exons.
AUGGAGGAUCCUACCGUUAUGGAGGAGCCAACCCAAUUCUUUCUCGACGCUCUUGCCGAGGUAUCCUAUGAUGAAGAUCCAUCGAAGGCCCUCCCGGGUCUCGACGAAUGGGAAGUACCCGAGUCGAUUUUCCGUGAUGGUUCCUGCAUUUCCCUCUGGGAACUUGCUCGUGUCAAUGGAUAUCGCUUCAAAGGAAAGAACGAUGAGCUUGCCGGCUCGACUUUCGACGAAGCCUUUUGUGAACUCGGUGUAGACCCUGUUAUUGGCCCAAUGUGUCAGGAUCACCUGGAGCUUGGCCCUGAAUUGCCUACUCCCACUGUGCCUGAAGAUGCCACUGUGCCUGUCGAUGUGUCCACACAGAACACUUGCGCCAACCAGCCCAGCACAGUCUAUCCGCUGGACACUGUCGUGUCUCUUGAAAAAGCCGACCUGGGGCCUCCCCUUGCAGUUGUCCAACUCACUCCUGCCACUGAUGCUUCAACCACCCAACGUGCUCCAGUCAACAUUAAUUCAACCGCCUCAGUCGCUCCUGCCACUGAUGUUCCAGUCACUCAGCACGCUCCGGUCGCCAUUGUUCCAGCUGUUCAGGUCACCCCUACCGCUGAUCCCAGUGAUGCCUCAUUCACCGAUGUUGCUCCAGGAAUUGUUGACGCAGAUGUCCAACCCACUCCUACCACAUCCAAUUCGGCACCUGGUACGGUCAAGGUGUUUACCUUGCCACAAGCCAAAUCGCGCUCUCAACCUGCUAAGCGACCACCCAAGCAGAAAGCCAAGCGGGCUCCUAAAAAGAAACAAAAUGACGAGCUACACAAAACACAGAAGAAGACCAAGGCGCAAAGCACCCCACGCAAGGGGAAGAACAAGACGACUCUAGCUCCAACUACACAAACUCUUCUGGAGAUUGCGCCUGCCCCAAUGACACCAAUGCCUGCCCAAAUGACUCCAGUGACCGGGGUUGCUAACAAGACAAUGGUCCAUCCCAGUCAACAGCAGCAGCUUCAAAUCCAACAACUUCUUCGGAGCCAAGAGCAGUAUCUUCGUAAUGAAUGGCAGCGACUUCGACAGCAGGGAGCUCAUCUGAAACAGCGGCAGCCCGGGGAUGAACAGCAGCGCCAGAUCCACGAACAGCAGUUUGACCUUCUCAAACAAAACAUCACUCAGCACAGACAGCAACUCCGUCAAUACCAGUAUCAAGAACAGCAACUUCGAGCUUCCGCGACUCAGCAAGCUCAGCAGCCCGGCCAGCAUGUGCAAGCAGUGUAUCCUACUUCUACCAAGGAGCAUAUGCAGUCUAUGAUGCCACAAACCCAGCAACUUCAAGCUUCAGCAACCCAGCAAGCUCAGCAGCCCGUCCAGAAAAUACAAGCAGCUUAUUCCACCUCUACAAAGGAGCGCAUGCACUCCGUGAUGCCACAAACCCAGCAAUUCCAAGAAGUCUAUCCUACUCCUCCUAAGGAGCGCAUGCAAUCUUGGAUGCAACAAACCCAGCAACUACAAGUUUCAGCAACCCAGCAAGCUCAGCCCGGCCAGCAAAUGCAAGCAGUUUAUCUCACCCCUACCAAGGAGCGUGUGCAGUCUAUGAUGCCGCAACCCCAGCAAAUUCAAACUUCAGCAACUCAGCAAGCUCAGCAACCCGGCCAGCAAAUGCAAGCAGCGUAUUCCACUUUUACCAAGGAGCGCAUGCACUCCGUGAUGCCCCAAACCCAGCGAUUCCAAGAAGUCUAUCCUUCUCCUCCUAAGGAGCGCAUGCAGUGUUUGAUGCAACAAACCCAGCAACUACAAGCUUCAGCAACUCAGCAAGCUCAGCAGCCUGGCCAGCAAAUGCAAGCAGUCUAUCCUAUCCCUACCAAGGAACGCAUGCAGUCUGUAAUGCCACAAACCCAGCAAUUCCCAGAAGUUUAUCCUACUCCUCCUAAGGAGCGCAUGCAGUCUGUGAUGCAAAGAAACCAGCAGCUCCAAGCCUCGUCGGCCCAGCGAGGUCAACAGCCCACCCAGAAAAUGAGACCAGUUUAUUCUACCCCGCCCAAGGAGCGCAAGCAGACUGUUUUUUCCCUCUCUUCUGCUUCGCCCAACAAGAGAACUUUUCAGUUUAUGGAGAACAUCGUCCCUACCGACUUUGUGGCCAACCCAAACAACCAUUCCUGGUGGGGUCCUAACGCCAAUGGGAACCGGACCGACUUGAACGGACCCCAGGCCAAAAAGGCACGAGUCUCUUCAAAGUAG